This is a messenger RNA of Xylaria bambusicola, 1626 nucleotides long. Its product is annotated as acetyl-coenzyme A transporter 1-domain-containing protein. Gene Ontology annotation, cellular component: membrane. The record is from RefSeq and is a predicted model, not a curated record. The transcript has 2 exons. Lineage: Eukaryota; Fungi; Ascomycota; Sordariomycetes; Xylariales; Xylariaceae. Bases 1 to 1626 code for a protein of 541 amino acids. Gene Ontology annotation, molecular function: acetyl-CoA transmembrane transporter activity.
AUGGCUAAUGUCGAGCUCCGGCGCAAGAACGCCGCGCCCCAAGACUCUAGCCAAGUCACCGCGAAUCUCAUCGCCCGCGAGUCCUUCUCUUUAGACGACAAGAUUCCGAAGACACCCAUUGCGAACAAUCAUGGAUUUUGGGAAUUACCUGUAGUAGACCAGCGGAAUUUCCUGCUGUUAGUUCUAUUAUACUUCCUUCAAGGCGUUCCCAUGGGUCUGGCGAGUGGCUCUGUGCCCUUCCUAUUGAAAGAACACCUAUCAUUCGGCGAAAUCGGCGUGUUCAGUUUGGCCGCUUACCCAUACUCGCUGAAGUUGUUUUGGAGUCCCAUUGUCGACGCCGUGUGGAGCCCUAGAUUUGGCAGGAGAAAGAGCUGGAUUCUUCCCAUUCAGUUGAUUUCGGGCUUGAGUAUGUUGUGGCUGGGUUCCAAGAUUGAUGUUCUCAUGGCGACCACCGGAAAACCAGGCGGACCAAGCGUUUGGAACUUCACGGGUUGGUGGUUCUUUCUCGUCUUCAUGUGCGCCACUCAGGAUAUUGCUGUGGAUGGUUGGGCUUUGACCCUGUUGACACCCGGCAACGUGUCUUACGCUUCGACGGCGCAGACCGUUGGUCUUACGGCUGGUCACUUCUUGUCAUACACUGUAUUCCUGGCGUUCAACUCGGAGGAUUUUGCCAACAAGUAUUUCCGCUCGGUACCUGCGGAAGGGGGUCUCAUGGAUCUAGGCGGUUAUCUGACCUUCUGGGGCUGGGCGUACAUCGCCAUCACUGCCGGUCUUGCGCUGCUCAAAAAAGAGGAGAAGACACAGAAUGAGGAUGGCAUCUGGGAUGUCUAUAAGAUCAUGUGGGAUGUUCUUAAGCUUAAAAACAUUCAAACAAUCAUUAUUGUUCAUCUGAUCUCCAAAAUUGGAUUCCAGGCCAAUGAUGGCGUAACAAAUCUCAAACUUCUAGAGAAGGGAUUCGGUAAGGAAAACAUGGCUUUGACGGUUCUAAUCGACUUCCCAUUUGAGAUUGGUCUGGGAUACUACGCGGGCAAAUGGUCCCAGGAGUACACCCCGAUGCGCCUGUGGUGCUGGGGCUUCAUUGGCCGGCUUGUAGCGGCAGUCAUUGGGCAGAUUACGGUCAGCAUCUUUCCAGCAAAUGGCGUAAAUGCCUGGUACCUCCUCCUCGUCAUUGGCGAACAUGUCUUCUCGACCUUCACGCAGACUGUAAUGUUCGUGGCUGUGUCGGCCUUCCAUGCCAAGGUUGCGGAUCCCGUCAUCGGCGGCACUUACAUGACCUUGCUCGCGACGGUAUCCAAUCUUGGUGGCACCUUCCCCAGAUACUUCGUCCUCGGAUUAGUAGACUCGUUCACACAAGCAACAUGCCAGCCUCCCUCGGAGAAGCUGGACACCUCAUUGUUGAAGGGACCCUUAGUGACUGAAGCAUUCUCCUGCGCUGUCCAGGCUGAAAAAGAGCGAUGUACACAUGGGGGUGGCUCGUGUGAGAUUAUCCAUGACGGCUACUACAUCGUCAACAUACUGUGCGUCAUUGUCGGCGUUCUCACAUUUACAAUGUAUAUCCAGAAAAAGGUUAUGGCCCUCCAGAGCCUCCCGUUGCGAGCUUGGAGGCUAAAUUCGCAGAAGGCAUGA